GUGAAAUCCAAUGUUUUUGGUCGUUUGUCUGGCUGCGGCCGUGAUUUUCUUGCUUUACCUGAGAUGGGAAUACUCCACAUACGUGAAAACCAUAGAUCUGAUACCAGGACCCCCAAAAGUCCCUGUCAUGGGCAAUGCCUUAUUAAUUCCUCGUAAUCCACACGGUUCCCUAGAAAUCCUUCAAGAAAAAUGGCCCAAAAUAUACGGGCGCAUAUACCGCGUAUGGGUCGCCUUUCAAGCGUUCAUAGACAUUUCUUCUCCAUCACUCAUGGAAGAAAUAAUGUCCAGCCAAAAAUUCAUCAACAAAGGUGAAGUCUACGAUCCCCUUUUGCCCUGGCUAGGCGAAGGACUUCUUACUGCAAAAGAAAGCAAGUGGCGAAAGAGAAGGCGUUUGUUGACCCCUGCCUUCCAUUUCCAAAUUCUGGACAAUUUCUUCGACACUUUCAAUAAAAAUGCCGACAUUCUUUGCCAGCAGUUACAUCGUUCACUAUCUAAAGAAGGAGAAUUGAAUAAUGAAAGGGAAAUCGAAGUGUUUCCCUUUCUCAAACGAUGCACUCUCGACAUUAUCUGCGAAGCGGCUAUGGGCAUUCAGGUCAACGCUCAGUUGGAAGAUUCAGAGUACCUUAAUGCGGUUCAGAAGUUUUCCUUGUUACUUUUCGAAAAUUUCUUUUCGGUAUGGCGCUUGGUCCCUCGAUGGAUAUUUUUCUUGACGACAAAAGGCAAAGAGUACAAGAAAAGCUUGAAAGUCAUUCACGAUUUCACUUCUAAAGUGAUUACAGAUAGGAAAAAAGAAAUCGAUCAAGAAAUUGAAAUGAAACAAACGGAAGGGAAAAAAGAAGUUGAAUUUGAAUCGAAAAAAAGGAGAGCAUUUCUGGAUUUAAUGUUGAUUGCUGCCAAAGAAGGGGCUGAUUUAACUGAUACAGACAUACGAAAUGAAGUUGAUACUUUUAUGUUUGAGGGUCACGACACCACUGCAUCCGCUGCCGUUUGGUUCUUAUACUGCAUGGGUACUCACCCGGAGCAACAGGAGCGAGUAAGAGAGGAGUUGAGCCAUGUUUUUGGCGAUUCAAAUCGUCCCUGUACCUUAGAAGACACCACCAAACUGAAAUACCUAGAGUGUUGCAUCAAAGAGUCUCUGCGACUCUACCCGAGCGUACCCAACAUCAAACGAUACAUAAGUGAAGAUAUUGUGCUGAAUGGAUACAAAGUUCCAGCCGGCUCAACCAUAUCGAUGCACAUCUACUCACUUCAUCGUAACGAAGAGGUCUUUCCGGAUCCUCUCGUCUUCAAACCGGAACGAUUUGAAAACGAGCAACUCGUUGGGAGACAUCCGUUUGCCUUCGUUCCCUUCAGCGCCGGACCGAGGAAUUGUAUCGGUCAGAGAUUCGCUCUCUUUGAAGAGAAAGUUAUCAUGUCUACCUUGCUGAGACGUUUCCGUUUUACUUACGACACUGACAAACACGGACCGGCCAAACCAUCCGCCGAUUUGGUUCUGAAACCUCAUCAUGGAAUGCCGAUGAUACUCACUCCCCUCGUUGACAACUUUUUGGGCUCUGAAUGAUUUUGGAAUGAGUUCGUUUUGUGGCUGUUUGUUUAUGUUGGAAGCUAUAUUUGAUUAUUAUUUAGUCAUAGCAUUGGAAUGAAAUUGUUUGUGGUGCUACUUUUAUACGAGCUUCUCAAUUCUAAUGGCGGCUAUGCUAUAGGCUUACAACGAAAACCGCUUUUGUCCUACAUUCUUUAUACUACCGUUGAUUUUGUUAUCAUAUCUUUCUAUCGAAUACACUACUUGGUAUCGGGCUGAAUAAAAAUUCGGUUUCCUAAACAA
Messenger RNA from Daphnia pulex (common water flea), 1825 nucleotides. Its product is annotated as cytochrome P450 4C1-like. Gene Ontology annotation, molecular function: heme binding; oxidoreductase activity, acting on paired donors, with incorporation or reduction of molecular oxygen; iron ion binding. Bases 11 to 1561 code for a protein of 516 amino acids. NCBI's taxonomy places the organism in Eukaryota, Metazoa, Arthropoda, Branchiopoda, Diplostraca, Daphniidae. The record is from RefSeq and is a predicted model, not a curated record. The transcript is spliced from 11 exons.